This is a messenger RNA of Megalopta genalis, 6893 nucleotides long. RefSeq names its product peptidase hillarin (gene Hil). The record is from RefSeq and is a predicted model, not a curated record. Lineage: Eukaryota; Metazoa; Arthropoda; Insecta; Hymenoptera; Halictidae.
GGCAGCAGCGGCCAGCAGCCGCAGCAGAGGCGGCGUACGCAGAAAUUUAAAAGUGAUCGCGCCGAGGAUAUCCUAAAACGGUGGCCACCAAUCUCGGCGAGCUCCGCUUUCUUUUUUCCCAUCACGUAUCGAUCAGCCGCUCGAAUGAAAGUAGUGAAUCGGGACCGCGUUCCAUUGGCAUCGGGGCCAAGAAACCGGCAGGACCUGAAGCCGAUCUUGAAGAAGCCGCGGCGGACCCGCGGCGCGGCGGGACGACCGAGUCGGCGACCAUCCCGGACCGUCUCUAAAAAGGAAAAGCCCCGGCUCGUCCGCUAAAUUUCUAUGAAAUCGGUGGCAAAUGCCGCGCUACCAUCGGCACAGGUGACAAAGACAGAGACUGGCCAGGUGAGCGGACGUAAAAGAGUAAUACCCAGGCAAGCCUGGGUUCUCCAACCAUAGCGCCACCUGAGAGCCAGCACGGUCCCUCAAAAUGGCCGUCCCUCUCACCUCAGACCUUCCCGGAACGUCGACGGAAGCAGGUGGCGAUAUUCAGGUUCGAGCACUCGCGCGGCCGCCUCGGUUGGUGCCGAGACCCAGUUACAGCCGGCGGACACACGAAAUAUCGGUGCUGCAGGAGACUCCCGUGAACGCGAAGGUCGAGGCUCGGUGGCCGUGGUGUCGUGUGAAACGCGUCGAACGCUCGCGAUCUCGUGCUCGAUCGGACGACACAGCGCUGGGGGAUCGGCGAGUCUCGCUGUUGGCUGCUGUAACAGGCUCGCUCGAGGAGCCGAUACACGUCGCAGAUACCUGGCAGGUGGAUCUGUUCCUAGAAACGCGCUGUUCCCCUGUCCGCGUCACACGGUGCGCGCGUUUCACGCGCCGCGGUACUGGUCCCGCGGCGAUCCUCGGCCUCUGGUGAUUUCAAUGCUCGGUGCGGCCGUGUCCGGAAGAGCGAGCGAGCGAUCGAGAGGACCCGAGAGAGAGACGGGGCGAGGGGGAAAAGAAAGAGACAGACAGCCUGUCCGUGACAUCGUGCGCGAUUUUACCAAGUGCCGUGGUAUCCCGUAGCCCUGGGCACGACCCGCCGGUAGAAAGUAAAUCGUGUCGGACCGUGGGACUGCGAGGAAAUCCUGACUGGGACGAGAACAUCCGCGAACGUCCGAGGAGAGAUGUCCGGAGCGAGGCGUCGAGGUAUCUCGUGGACCACGCUGGACGCACGAGCAUGAGGACGUCGCAGCUGGUGGCUACCAGAGCGAGCUGCAGCACGGACUGACGACAGAGAACCAGCCAGCCAGAACGAGAGCGAGAGAGAGAGAAAGAUAGAGAGACCGAAGACAGCUACCACGAGGAUCCUGGUCGCCCGUGAAUCAUGUAUCGGCCGAACUUCUACGAGAGCACGUGUCUGAGGUGCGCCCAGACCGUCUACCAGGUGGACAGGGUCGGCCCACUGAAGGACUUCACGUUCUUCCACGCGGGAUGCUUCAAGUGCGCGAUCUGCGGCACGAAGCUGACCCUGAAGACCUACUACAACAACCAGCACACGAUCAACGACAAGGAGGUCUACUGCAGCAGCCAUGUGCCCAAACCGGGCCCGGGCACCUUGGACGGGUCCAGCGUGGGCAUACGCAGCGCCCUGAACGUGCCCAGGAGCGGUUACGUCAACGAGCAGAUCAGAGCCGGCGGUGCGUCACCGCGCGGACUCUAUCCACCUUGUUACGAUAAUGUAGACUCGCCUAAUUAUGCCAGGCACCUAAACGGACACGGUUCACCGCCGGCUACGAAUUCGUCCCAACGUGAUUUCCAUGGGAAUGCCGGCGGAGGAGCGUCCUGGCCGUACAACCACCAUUACGCCGGGGAUGGGAGCUACCAGUACGGAAGAUUCGACGCGAGCGCGCUUCACAUCGCCCAUGCCCUUAAGCAGACGGAACUUCAGAAGGGCUACAGCAAGGCACGCGAGAAGCCCAUCGAUUAUUAUCUGGAUCGAGACGAGCAGACGCGUCUCGAGAUGAAGCACCGCAAAGAGGAGGACGAUCUGUACCGAAAGUUCGCGCACCACCGCGAGGAGGAGGACAGGAGGAUCCGAGAGGAAUUCCGAGACGAAUGGGAGAAGGAGCUGGAGCAGCUGUCGGCAAGAUGGGAACGCGAAAAAGGCGGAAGAGUUCGAACCCAACAAUUUCAGCAGGAGAAGGAGGACUUGGAGAAGAACAUGACUCUACGCAGGGACAAGAAGAAGGAAAGUCUCACGCGCAAAAUAAUGGAACACGAACGGGCGGCGACCGCGGCGCUCGUGGAGAAACAGAGCUCCGAGAUGUUGGAGCUGAUCAAUGAGGCGAGGAGCGAGUAUAUGCGCCAGGAGAGCCUGUAUCUCGACGAAGGGGACGGUUAUGCCCAGGAAGCGCCGCCUAUGCCUUAUCCGUCGCGUGCACCACCCCCGCAGCCGCCCGCCCUCGCCAAGUAUCACAUCUACAAUGAUCCUCUGGAGUUUGCUGACAUGGAUCAGAUAGCUAUUUCGGUGGCCCAAGAAGAUCAAAAAACGUUCACGGACCUGGUGCGGCAGUUGGUGAGCAGAUGCGGAUCGGACAUAGAGAAGGCGAGGACGAUAUUCCGAUGGAUCACCGUGAAGAAUCUGAACACUAUGCAGUUCGACGAGAAUCUGCGCGGCGACACGCCUAUGGGUUUGUUGAGAGGGAUCAAACACGGGACUGAAAGCUACCACGUUCUGUUCAAGCGACUGUGCAGUUACGCGGGCUUACAUUGCGUAGUCAUAAAGGGUUACAGCAAAUCGGCUGGCUACCAGCCGGGGGUGUGUUUCGAGGACAAUAGAUUCCGGAACAGCUGGAACGCGGUUUACGUGGCCGGUGCAUGGAGAUUCGUCCAGUGCAAUUGGGGAGCACGACAUCUCGUCAAUGCCAAAGAAGUUCCUCGUCCUGGCCAACCCAAAGCCAAGAACGACAGUCUCAGAUACGAGUACGACGACCACUACUUUUUGACGGACCCGCGGGAAUUCAUCUACGAGUUCUUCCCUCUGCAAGAGGAGUGGCAAUUGCUCAAACAACCGAUUUCGCUGAAAGACUUCGAAGAGCUGCCUUUCGUGCGAUCGUUGUUCUUCAGGUACGGUCUCUACUUCCCGGAUACGAACACGAACGCCGUUAUGUAUACGGACUCGACGGGCGCCGCGACCGUCAGGAUAGCCAUGCCGGCUCACAUGCAGUCGUCCCUCAUUUUUCACUAUAACCUGAAGUUCUACGACAACGACGGCGACGGAUACGACGGCGUGUCGCUGAAGCGCUUCGUCAUGCAGUCUGUAGUCGGCAACAUAGUCGCGUUCAGAGUGCACGCGCCCUGUUCGGGCGCAUUUCUUCUGGACAUCUUCGCGAACGCCGUGACGCCGAAAGAAUAUUUGACCGGCGAGCCCAUGAAGUUCAAGAGCGUCUGUAAAUUUAAAAUCGCCUGCGAGGAACUGCAGACGGUGAUGGUGCCACUGCCAGACUGCGCCAGCGGCGAAUGGGGACCGACGAAGGCUACGAGACUCUUUGGCCUUAUACCAAUUACUGAUCAGGAGGCUCUGGUGUUCGCUGGUCGUGAGUUAGAGAUCCAGUUCCGGAUGUCAAGGCCGCUGACCGACUUCAUGGCGACAUUGCACAAGAACGGGAUCGAAGAGAAACGGCUGUCGAAGUACGUGACGCACUCGAUCGCCGACGACGACGUGGUCACUUUCUCGAUCAGCUUCCCAGAAGAAGGCCAAUACGGCUUGGACAUCUACACCAGAGAGUCCACCAGCCCGACGAACGUCCCUCACGACGUCACCGGCGAGAAACACCUGCUGACGCACUGCUGCAAGUAUCUGAUCAACUCCAGCAAACGGAACUAGGCAAGCAUCCUAAGAGAUUCUACCGUUCGUGGACGAUCUGCAUGCACACGGUACCAUUUCGCUGGCACGAUUCGUUCGGUGGACGAGCUUCGCGGAGGAUCGUCGAUCACGGGAGAUCGCGAAAGGUGCUGUAACUCCUCCCCUCUGGCCGCACCGGUUCUUCCGCUACCGGGGGAUCCGGAAGCGGCGCGAAAGAACUAAUCCUCUGAAAGGUUAGCCUCCACUUGCCAGUAAAUUACCUGUUAACUAAGGAUACGAUUGCGCGAGGUGUCGACUGCAGCAGAGAAAGCGGGAACGUUUCCACGGAGGAAUUUCGAACGACCUAGUGGAUUGCUGCGGUUUAUCGGGCCAUCGGAGUUUACGUUUUUCACGGCUCCACAGUUGGUAUCUUCGGAGAGCGUUCCGCAGUCGCCUCCGGUCUGAACGCAUUCCGCUGCAGUUUCGUUUUACAGGCAACAAUAAAUACGGCGCGCGGAUGAUGUUGUAAAUAUACGAGCGAGCAAGAUCCAGAGAGUCUCGGGGAACCUUCACAGCAAUUCUAUAAUUCCCGGUUGACGCGCUACCUCCGCGUUCUUCGUAGUUUAGCGACAAUAAGUUCUUAAUUGGUCGAGGAUAAUUGCCGGGGAGAAGCGUCCCUAAUUGGACGAUGUCGCGCAGUGGGCGAUUCCGCUUAAAAAUGGGACAGAAAUCGUUAUGACUUGAGAACGCUUUAUUGACGGGUAACGAAAUGAGACAUACCUUAUUUAUCUUCGUGAACGCACGCAUCGUUUUUGUCGAGCAAUGACUAGAUCGCGGAUCUUUUUGCAAUAUAAAAAUUGUCUACCUCAAUUGCAACAAGCUAAAGUGAAAUUGUAGUUUGUUUUCUUUCUUAACACGUCGAAUAGGUGAAAAAUAAUGUAACAUGAUUCUUAAAGUCUCAUAAUUUUUCUACUGCUCUCUCAUAAAUGCAUAAAAUCCGCGGUUUAGUAAUGACAUAACGUUAUUAUUGAUUUCUACUACUUUCAUUUUUAUUGCUAAACUCGUUGUCAGAAGGUCCAAUGCAAUGGAAAGCAUAACAUUGUUUAUGACAAUAGAUAGAUUGUUAUGUUCAGAUCAUAGAACUAAGGAAUAUACAUAACGAUUAUCUACCACAAGAAACAAUUCAUUCUAACAGACUCCAAAGACUUUAUGUACCAAUACUCAAAUUGUAGGCUAUAUCACGAAUUAUAUCUUUCGCCUACUUUUUCUAUUAUUAUAAUACUUUGUGAAACGAGAUUUUCAAUUUUUAAACAAUUCGGAGCAUGCUCAUUUUGAUAGAGUAGAAACAAGAUUAUCAAAAUUGAAAUAAUUUUCAAUUAUUUCGAAUGAUUUCAAUUUUCUUCAGUUAUUAGUAAACGUACUAAACAGUACCAAUUAUACGUACGAGAUAAUAAUAAAUCUCAAACCGCAUAACAGUUUUCUACUUAUAAAACAAUUUCGUUUUGUCCCAUUUUCUACGAAGAUCGGCCACCGUGCGUCGCGCCGCGAGAAGAGCGUUAAUGAUCCCACGCGAUCGCGGUCGAAUCCGCUCGUGUCAGCUAUAUUUAUUAAGAGCCUUUUAUUUAACUCGCUGAUGAUUUUUCCGGGCUCGUUGUCGACCGUGUUUGCCGCGGGAAAGAUCGCAAUUACAUUUAACUAGCUCCGGAGAUCGCGCGGUGCUCCCCGGUCGAAUUAAUCAAACUUUCUCGCCCCGGUUACCGGUCCGAGGCAUUAAUCCCAAUUAUCCCGUGACCGUUUUAAUUCAAUCCCGGGGAAUCGCGUUUCGCCAUUCGUUCCGCGUUUUUGAGUGGCGCCACGCGAUUCACCGAACCGCCGAACCUGUCGGGGGGAAGUGGUGGAACCUUGAGGGAAAAAUUUGAAGAAAAAAAUUGUUUAAAUAUCCAUUAAAAAUCUAAGAUCAAAUGAUAAGAAUUUCUGAAAAAAAAUGGUUGAAAACCUGCGAUAAUCCAUAAUUCAUGAAAUUAUUUAUAUUAUUAUUUCCAUUAAAUUAUCGAGUUUCUCUUAGACCACAGUUCAGUGAUUGAAAAGCUAUUGAUAGACUUCCGGUAAAUAACGCGUUAACACGUUCUAAAAUAGCAUCAGAUUCCCCUAAGCGUUCGAAUUGCGGGAGGUGCUCUGCGUAAGUGAAUUAUGCGAUCGUUUCGAUGACGUCGAUCGGAAAGGCUAUGUCGACUUUAACGGAACAUCGAGGAGGUGCGCGCUUCCAUUGUUUUAAGUUUAUUACGCCCUUUGUACGUUAACGAUUAAGCAUUCCUAUCUCUUUCCUACCGUCCUUGCUUUCUUGUAACGAACGACCGUCACCGCGGAGAAAUCUGGUCAACUAGGGGUCGCGAUAAAAUGGCGGGCAUAUUAAUCGCCGUAGGAUUUCGCGAAGGACGAGCGCAGCGACGAGGGGGGUUAUUUAUAUUCGUUAAUGGUCCGGAGAGCUUUUGGAAUCGCGAAGUUUCGCGGUUACGGUGGUUUUCGAAGUUCAGGUGCUAUAUGUUAUUCUGUCACGAUUAGUUGCACAAUUCUAGUUACGUUUGGACGCGCGGACCGUAGGCGUGCCGAACUUUUCGGGGCACCGACGAUUUACGAUUUCGUUACGGAAUUAAUUUUUUAUUAUAACAAUUAUUUAUUUGUUAUUAUAAUAAUCGGGGGAAUCGUUCGUCGUCCAGGAUCGCAGCCACGCGAGACGAAAUCGCUCGGCAAUCGUGCGCCUUCUACGAUCUAACGCUCAGACCGAACAAAAAUUGUUUUCUAGUAAUAAAAAAGUAUAUAUAUAUUUGUUAAUUAUUGUAAUAUUAAUCGUUCUCUCCCCCUUGUUACUCGGAAAGUAAUUACGACGCUUGCGAGAGGAGCUUCUGUCGAUCCGCAUUCCCGUUACCGUGGGAUAAACUAUAACUCGAGCUUAAUACCUUUUCUCAUUGUUUCGCCUUAACGAGCAUGUAAAUGAAUUUUUAUACCUUACUACAAACACGCGAUAAGGAGUCGUGUUCUUGUAAAAAAAAGAUGAAUGGAUUUAAUAAAAUUUAAUUUUAUGGAA